AUGAAGCGCAAGCAGCAUCAUGUAGAAUACGGUCACAAACCGUGCAAGGAAAACACAUCGAGCUCAUACAUGCUACAAUAUCCAGAUCCUGCUAUUCGCUGCUUGAAGAAAGUCGUGACUUAA
Molecule: messenger RNA, 123 nt
Organism: Phytophthora nicotianae INRA-310
Lineage: Eukaryota; Oomycota; Peronosporomycetes; Peronosporales; Peronosporaceae
Exons: 1
Coding region: 1-123 (40 amino acids)
Source: RefSeq, a predicted model, not a curated record